GUGGCGUACGGCGGACAUCGAAUACCCUAACACCCGGCUCCUGUUGUUAUAAAAUCUGCAAUUAUGAUGAUGGAGAAGAAAAAAAACCUGUUUCUUUUCCGAAACCUGUAAUGACAAGAUAAUACUUCGGAUAGUGAAAUAAUUAGGACAAAUACGAGUUAAAUUGUGACGUAUUUGGGAACAUUUUUCGUUCUGUUUUGAGACGCUUUCCUGCCUUGAUAGAUGAUCAAUGAAGUCGGUCAUUUGGGGAUUCAAUACGAAACUAUUUUCUUACCUUAGUUUGACAUUUUACAAACACCACCCCCCUUUCUAUUCCUACAUCAAUAGGCCGAAGAAGACACAUUGUAGCCUAGUACAAUAACCCGUCUAAACGGAAACACUCCUGCAGAUACAGCGUCUCAACUUGGAUCACUAAAUAUGAUUGGACUGAAGUACAACAUGUCUCUACCCAUGGCUGCAGGGGCAUUGUUAGUGGGCAUCCCCUACUCCAUCUCUCUCGUAGCUCAGUGGAUGUAUGGCUGGCCUAACAAGCCAGGCUAUAAAAAGUACAUUGAGGCUCUGAAGCCAAGGAGGAUAUACUGUCUGACUAGAGCUGUGCUGGAGAUGCUGAAAUACUUCCAGUACGGCAAACUCUACUUCCAGUGGAAGUCCUGGUACAAGAAUGUAGAAAACCACAAGCAUUAUGAAAAGGGAAUCACGUUUGGGCGUCGUAGUAACAAGCUGGAUUUGUAUUAUUCUCCCACGGUGGGCCAGCCAGGCAGUGGACCGGUGCCUGUGGUAGUGUUUAUAUACGGGGGAGCCUGGGGUUCAGGGGAGAGGUCCAUAUACUGUCUACUGGCCAUGCAGAUGGCUAAGGAGCUCAGCGCAACGGUGAUCUGUCCAGACUAUUGCACCUACCCAAAGGGUAAUGUUUUGUGUAUGGUUCAAGAUAUUGCGGACUGUCUCAUUUGGGCGAGGGACAGCGGCCAUAGAUUCAAUUUCGACAAAGAUAACAUUGUGUUAGUCGGCCACUCCGCUGGGGCUCACCUAGCAGCUCUAACCGUGUUGUUCAUGGUCGAGGGACGAGACGAGCUCUUUAUAGAAGCCAAGAAGCAGACAGAGAUCACCAUGGCAAUCAGAGGAGUUACAGGUUUGAGUGGAGUGUACAACAUCGUGGACCACUAUGAACAUGAACAGAUGAGAGCUGUGGAGUAUGUCUCUACGAUGCACAAAGCCAUGAACGGACUAGAGAACUUCCCUUAUUACUCACCAACACACCUACUGAAGAAAUUCAGCGAGGCACAACUGAAAAGAGUUCCACCUUUCUGCUUACUCCACGGGACCAACGACAUCAUAGUUCCGGUGGAAUCUUCCCAGAGGUUCUCUGAGCUGCUCACGGCCCUGUCAAUCAAGGUGUCCCUGUACCUCAUGCCUAAAAUGGACCACACCGAGAUAGUCACCGAUCUCAUGGCGACAGACAGGCACUUCUACAAAACAGUGUACAGCUGCAUCAAACAGGAGUACAGCAAGUUCAUAGGCCAGGUCUGUGACUGCUGAACGAAACAACUAACACAAUACAUUAUUCAUUCAUGAUGUGCCGUAAUUCUUCUUGUUUACAUAUAUAUUUUUUCAGUUAAUUAUUAUGAUGAUACCUCGAAUUUACAAGAUUUAGACUUUUCGACAAAAAUAAAAAAUAGUUUUAGCUCUCUGUUUUAAAUCUCAAUGAUGCUUUCUGUGGUGUGUGUUUCAUAAUGGUUCCAUGAUUGUAAACAAGACUGAAUUAUAUUUUAAUACAAUAAUUCCUGAUCUUUACACAUCAGAUUAUUUUUCAGAGCUGAUAUGAUUGGUCAAAAGAUUAGCCGGUAGAAAGAUCAGAAUUGGACUUUCAAUUCAAUUCAAUUCAAUUCAAUUCAAUUCAAGGGGCUUUAUUGGCAUGGGAAACAUGUGUUAACAUUGCCAAAGCAAGUGAGGUAGAUAAUAUAUAAAGUUAAUCUCUCUCUGUCUAAACAAAUCCCAUGUGUGUCAGACUUCAAAUGCACAUGCCAAAUAAUCGUGCCAGAUUUUUCGCCUUUAGUUCCAUUGUACCAGGCCAACUAAAUCAACUAAAUCAAGUAUUGGAUAUGUAUUUGACCAAAUCUGGUGCGUAUAGAACACUGUAUGAAAUAUCCCAAGGUCCAAUAUAUUCACUGUGCUUCUGCCUCUGCAUUGUUUGUUCAUUGAGGGUUAUAGGCUGGGUAUCUGUAAAGCUAUUGAGGGUUAUAGGCUGGGUAUCUGUAAAGCUAUUGAGGGUUAUAGGCUGGGUAUCUGUAAAGCUAUUGAGGGUUAUAGGCUGGGUAUCUGUAAAGCUAUUGAGGGUUAUAGGCUGGGUAUCUGUAAAGCUAUUGAGGGUUAUAGGCUGGGUAUCUGUAAAGCUAUUGAGGGUUAUAGGCUGGGUAUCUGUAAAGCUAUUGAGGGUUAUAGGCUGGGUAUCUGUAAAGCUAUUGAGAGUUAUAGGCUGGGUAUCUGUAAAGCUAAUGAGGGUUAUAGGCUGGGUAUCUGUAAAGCUAUUGAGAGUUAUAGGCUGGGUAUCUGUAAAGCUAUUGAGAGUUAUAGGCUGGGUAUCUGUAAAGCUAUUGGGAGUUAUAGGCUGGGUAUCUGUUAACCACUUUGUGACAACUGCUGAUGUAAAAAAAAGAAAGAAAGAAAGAAAGAAGGGCUUUAUAAAAACACAUUUGAUUGAUUUAUUGAUCCAGCAGGAACCUUUUAUAUAGUGUUAGUGUAAACUCCUACUCCGACAGAGUAAUAUGGGCUAGUAUUCAGCAAAGCAUUGACAACAUUCCCGUGUGGAUUAAGACGCCACAUCCUAAAUUGCACCCUAUUCCCUACAUAGUGCACUACUUUUGACCAGAGCCCUAUGGCACCCUAUUCCCUACAUAGUGCACUAAUUUUGACCAGAGCCCUAUGGCACCAUAUUCCCAACAUAGAGCUCUAGUCAAAAGUAGUGCACUAUGGCACCCUAUUCCCUAUAUAGUGCACUACUUUUGACCAGAGCCCUAUGGACAGUGCACUAUAUAGGGAAAAGGGUACCAUUUGGGAUAGAACCAAAACAGUUGAGCAGCUCUAUUGUAUAUGUUCUACUGAUAAUCUGUUGCAUUAAUAUGGUCAACCAGGGCCCAUUAGAUUUUCAGUUAUAUGGUCAACCAAGGCCCAUUAGAUGUUCUGUUAUACGGUCAACCAAGGCCCAUAAGAUGUUCAGUUAUAUGGUCAACCAAGGCACAUUAGAUUUUCAGUUAUACGGUCAACCAGGGCACAUUAGAUUUUCAGUUAUACAGUCAACCAGGGCACAUUAGAUUUUCAGUUAUACGGUCAACCAGGGCCCAUUAGAUUUUCAGUUAUAUGGUCAACCAAGGCCCAUUAGAUGUUCAGUUAUAUGGUCAACCAAGGCCCAUUAGAUGUUCAGUUAUAUGGUCAACCAGGGCCCAUUAGAUUUUCAGUUAUACGGUCAACCAAGGCCCAUUAGAUGUUCAGUUAUAUGGUCAACCAGGGCACAUUAGAUUUUCAGUUAUACGGUCAACCAAGGCCCAUUAGAUUUUCAGUUAUAUGGUCAACCAAGGCCCAUUAGAUUUUCAGUUAUAUGGUCAACCAAGGCCCAUUAGAUGUUCAGUUAUAUGGUCAACCAGGGCCCAUUAGAUUUUCAGUUAUACGGUCAACCAAGGCCCAUUAGAUGUUCAGUUAUAUGGUCAACCAGGGCACAUUAGAUUUUCAGUUAUACGGUCAACCAAGGCCCAUUAGAUUUUCAGUUAUAUGGUCAACCAAGGCCCAUUAGAUUUUCAGUUAUAUGGUCAACCAAGGCACAUUAGAUUUUCAGUUAUAUGGUCAACCAAGGCCCAUUAGAUGUUCAGUUAUAUGGUCAACCAAGGCCCAUUAGAUUUUCAGUUAUACGGUCAACCAGGGCACAUUAGAUUUUCAGUUAUACAGUCAACCAGGGCACAUUAGAUUUUCAGUUAUACGGUCAACCAGGGCCCAUUAGAUUUUCAGUUAUAUGGUCAACCAAGGCCCAUUAGAUUUUCAGUUAUACGGUCAACCAAGGCCCAUAAGAUGUUCAGUUAUAUGGUCAACCAGGGCACAUUAGAUUUUCAGUUAUAUGGUCAACCAAGGCCCAUUAGAUGUUCUGUUUAUUAAAUGUUUGAACAACUACAUACUUCAUCUGAUGAAAUGUAUUCAUUACAUUACUCUAUUUUGCAUUUUGAAUAUCUACUGCUCUUAAAAGUUAUGUAUUGAUUUAUUUAAUAAACGUCUUAAAUUGUG
This is a messenger RNA of Oncorhynchus keta (chum salmon), 4266 nucleotides long. RefSeq lists its product as uncharacterized. The transcript is spliced from 9 exons. NCBI's taxonomy places the organism in Eukaryota, Metazoa, Chordata, Actinopteri, Salmoniformes, Salmonidae. Bases 418 to 1536 code for a protein of 372 amino acids. The record is from RefSeq and is a predicted model, not a curated record.